CAGUGGUUCAGUUUGGCUCGCAACAUCAACGGAGAUGGUUGGAUUUUCUUCACGUCGUUAGUUUGGCGGUGGACGGUUGUGGCUGUGGUAUUUCCCUCUUUUUUGCGAUUCUUUUCUGUUUUCCCAAGUCAUCUCGCACUACAUCUUACUUACCGGUUAGUACCAGUUUCAGUGCAGAGAAUAAGUUCAAUAACUUAACAAGCAAAGCGGAGGUACAAAGAUUAGCCUCCAAGUCUGCUACAUAUGCAGCGAGAAGAAAAAGUGCGCCCAAGUUGUGGAUAUUCAAGUCACCAUCAACGACCGGAAGUGGAAGUCAUCAGCCAAGAGAGAAAAGUGAAUAAACGUAGGAAAAACUAAACGAGCUCACGUUCAAUAAGCGUAUAUGCUUUUGUGCGUCCGGGUUCGGGUCGGAAAAUUCGUUUUGUCGUAGCUAACAACGCAGGGUGUUGUGCCAUUCGUGUCAUGUGACUGAAGCCACAUUUUACGUCGGAACCAGUCAAUCAAUGAUAUCAAUUCAAUGUUCAGUUUUUAAUCGGUUGCCAGUUCGUUGACGCAUCGAGCGAACAGCAUAAAUACAGUGCCAAUAUAGUGCAAACGAAAACUGUACCGAGUGUGAAUUCACAAGCAGUUAGAACGGGUGUUGACGGGCUGAGACCUUCUUCUACAUUCCUUACGGGUGCAUUGCUGUCGAUAUCAACAGGUGGUCCAACGAUUUUUUUUUGUUCGACGAAAGUAGAGUACUUCUGGAGAAUUGUUUUUUUUUUUGUGUUAUCAGCCUGAACGGUCGCUACUACGGUGCUAAUCGAUAUUGGUUAAUUGGAAGUGUCCUUGUUACCGCUUUAAAUCAUUCGUUGAUUGAGGACAGGCGAAAAACAUAGGCGUAAAUCAAUUCUAACGGUUAUUGCUGUAAUCGGCAAUAAUUUUCGUCUAGCAUGGAUCCAUUGAGUAUCGGUUCCAGUGUCCUGAGCUUGCACCAACGAGAAAAUACUGAACAGAACAAAGAUGAUGCAUUCCAGGAAAUAAUAGUUAGCUGUCGAUCGCUUAGCAAGUACGAAACCGGGCUCCGUUCAGCAUUUCCCCAGAUAUACUCGGCCAUCAUAGCGGCGGCGUUUCACGUCGUGAUCGGUAUCUCGCUGGCCUACUCGGCGAUCCUAAUCCCACAGCUCGAGGAUCCCAACAGCGACGUAUUGGUGUCGAAGGCCCAAUCCUCAUGGAUCGCGUCGAUCAUCGUCAUUAUGGUACCCAUCGGGUCCCUGGUUGCGGGAGUACUAAUGGAGUUCCUUGGUCGGCUGAACACCAUCAAACUGGCAGCCGUCCCGUGCAUUCUGGGCUGGAUUGCGAUUGCCUGUGCCAAUAACUUCACCUGGAUUAUGGUCGGUCGGGUACUGACCGGGUUUGCGUGUGCCAUAGGAACGAGUCCUGCGAUCGUGUACAUCACGGAGGUGUCACGACCCGACAUGCGAGGAUCACUCAUUUCAUCUGGUCCGACUAUUGCCUCGCUGGGCAUGGUGAUCGCGUACACCAAGGGUGCUUUCCUUAACUGGCGAUUGGUCGCAUGGAUCAACAUAAUUUAUACUAUAGUUCCUGUCUUGCUAAUCCAACUGUUGGUACCUGAAUCUCCCGUUUGGCUGGUUUCCAAGGGACGCAUUGAGGAUGCCGCUCGGUCGCUUAAAUUUCUGUACAAAAAGUAUCCACAACCCGAUCAUACGGAUCAACCAUUAUCCGAAAUGCAUUUGAACUCUUUGAUCAAGGAGCGAGAAUCAAAGAUAAGAGAGGCGGAGAAAAACCUCGAAGCAAACCAAUCAAAGUUCCGUGGUUUUCUGAAGCCCACCGGGUACAGACCGAUGUUCAUUCUGUUUUGGUUCUUCCUGAUUCAACAGUUCAGUGGGAUCUAUAUCACGCUGUUCUUCGCAGUUACCUUCAUGCAAGACGUCGGUACGGAAGUGAACGCAUACAUGGCUUCUAUAUUUGUGGGGCUGACUCGAUUCCUGAUGUCCCUAUUAAAUGCAUGGCUUUUGAAGAAAUUUGCGCGAAGGCCGCUGGUGAUGGUGUCCACCACAGGAAUGGCCAUCUGUAUGUUUGUGUCUGGGUGGUUCACCAUGUGGAUCAAGGAAGGGACCACAACGUUUACCUGGGUCCCUGUAGUGUGUUUAUUGCUGUAUGUGUGUGCCUCCAUGAUCGGAUUGCUGACAAUCCCCUGGACUAUGACGGCGGAACUAUUCCCGACAGAAAUCAGAGGAAUUGGUCACUCCCUAUCAUACUCCAUGGCAAAUUUGUUGAUGUUCUUCGCAGUUCAGAGCUACCGAUCAAUGACUGACAUUUUGGGAGGCGCACAUGCGGUCCAGUGGGUGUUUGCAGCAGUGUCCGUUGUGGGCUUCCUAUUUGCCCUAAUCUUCCUACCGGAAACGCACGGGAAGAGUUUGGCUCAAAUCGAAGCGUACUUCGCGGGAGACAAAAAGCGAAACCCACAACUCACCGCCACAAUACAACAAAGCAAUAUGGGUCAUCGCAGGGCAACGGAGCAUCUGAUCAAGAGUCCCAGUUCCGCCUCAUUCAAAUUGAAGGAAGCGGAAGUGCUGCUUAUGAAGCACAAAGAAGUUGCCUAAAAAGUUUAGGUGCAGUAGUUUUAAACAGUGACAGAGAGGUAUAUUUAGCACACUGCUACUUAUUUUGAUGCCAGAAUUUUUUAUGAUUGUACGUGUGAUAAGUGUACUUAAGAUGAAGACGAAGUUUUCGCAACUUUUCAUAUUACUGUAGAUAACGCACGCGAUCGUAGCAGAACAAACAAACAAAGUAUUAAAACUAACGAAAACUGAACACCCACGGUUAUUUAUUGUACAAUAUGGAUAGGAGCACAAGCUAGAAUCGCUGUCAUAGAUAGUUAUUUUAACAAAAUAUCAGAGAGCUUCGUGACUUACACCGAUGAAGGGUCUGAAACUAUACUUUAAGGCACCGAUUUACAAUUUCAGCACGAUGAAGUAAUCAUUUUUUUCGUGAUUAUUAUUUCUAGCCCAUUGUGAUAUGAUUUCCCAUAAAUAUGUUCAUGCCGUGAUUAGCAACCAAGUGUACUUCUAUUGACGAACAAACGAAAUCGCACUGAUCCAUUCAGUUAUACCCAAUGAUAAAGUGCUAUACUAUAAGUGCUUUACAGUGCAUAUGUAAGAAAAAAAACUAAUCGAAUAUUGCAGCGCACUACAGACAAUUCCUAGAGGUAGAUGUUUGAAAAUGAUGCUUUCGAGAACUGGAAUACAAUGUUAAAAGUACAAUAAAACUCAAAUAGAACAACA
This is a messenger RNA of Armigeres subalbatus, 3287 nucleotides long. Its product is annotated as facilitated trehalose transporter Tret1-2 homolog. The record is from RefSeq and is a predicted model, not a curated record. NCBI's taxonomy places the organism in Eukaryota, Metazoa, Arthropoda, Insecta, Diptera, Culicidae. The coding region runs from base 933 to 2606 and encodes 557 amino acids. The transcript is spliced from 6 exons. Gene Ontology annotation, molecular function: transmembrane transporter activity. Gene Ontology annotation, cellular component: membrane. Gene Ontology annotation, biological process: transmembrane transport.